CAGUGUAUUUUAAAAGAAAACCACAUGUAUUUUAAAAUUGUAAGGCUGCUAAACAAUCCCCAUCUUUACUCAAUGUAAAAUAAUGUAUGUGGAUUACAGUUCUUCUGUUGUAUCCUGAUCACGUAACUUAGUUACAAUAUUAUUCAUUACUCCCCAAGAAAUAAUAAUAAUUGAAUGAAUAUAAUAAUAUAAAUGAAUAUAACAACAUAAACCUCUGCAAAACAGAAGCACUUUUACUUUUUUAUACUUUUGCCGCUAACAUUUUGAAAGUCAUGGAUUCUUUUGAAUGUGUAUGUUCGGAGGUGAACACUUGUUCCAGCUCAGGUUCGUCCUGAUCCAACAGAACCUGCGUCAGAAGGUUCCGUCACCACCGGUCCUCUCGGCUGGAGGUGCUGAUGGAACCGCGGCCGUUGGCAGCGCUGCAGUCAGUGUCAGCUGAAACGUUCCAACAGCUCCAACGGUUCGGAACUUCCAACGGUUCUGGGAACAGCAGACGGUCAUCUUUGGCGAUCCCGAGACAAAAGCAUGGAUGUUGGUGGAAGCUCCCUCCCUGAAUGCAUCAACCCUAACAACUUCCCCGCCAAACUGUGGCGUUUGGUGAACAACCCGGCAAAUAAAGCCAUCAGCUGGGACCGCGACGGCACGUUCAUCAUCAUUGACCAGCACUUGUUCGAGCGCCAGAUCCUCUCUCCGGGCACCGUCACCUCGGACAGCCCUGACGCCUUCAAGACCACCAACUUCUCCAGCUUCGUCCGUCAGCUCAACCUGUACGGCUUCCGCAAGGCCGACCCGGCUGUCACAGACACCUACCACUCCGCCGGGGACAGCGGGGCGUACCAUUACUUCCACAACCCAAACUUCAAGAGAAAUCACCCUGAACUUGUUGCAAGCCUGAGGAGACUCACUGUCGACAAUAAAGCCAAGAUACAAGCUGGUCUGAACGUGAACUGUCGGCCCCCGAGUCGAUGGCAGCGAUUCAGUGGAGGCAGUUCUUCCCUGCUUAGCGCCACACGUCAGGAGUCAACUCAUCCUUACCAUUCAAGUAAAGCCCAGGCCAUGACGGUGCACAAUGGAACCCCAGUCCCACCGCGAUACCUGAUAAGGGGUCAUGGUGCGGCUCUUUCUCCUACUGUCUUUGCCACAGACAAAGGGAUACCAGUGUCCUUAAGCCACCACUACGCUGGAGUAGCCUCGAGCUCCAAUGCUGUGCACGUUCCGCAGGGUUUACUGGGCCAUGCAAACCCUGGUAAUCAAAAUUGUGCCACUUUUAAUCCUCCUAAUGCACAAUAUCAGCCUGGCUUCUACUCCACAGUUUGCCAUUGCUACCAGCCUAACCUUGUGGCGCCACAUAUGACAUAUAGUGGGCUUCAGACGGGGUUGUUCUCUCCUCAAGGCUAUUACCAGAUUGCAGAUGAGGUGAUGCAAACUCCGCCCAGUAGCUGUCUGGUUAGAGUUGUGAACCCAGAGAAUCCAGGCCCAGUCUUAGUGCCCUCUUCUUCCAACACCUGCAACACCAUGCUGAGUGACAACCCUGCCAGCUCCAUGCAAGCUAACCCUUUUUGCACCGGACCCAUCAUAACGUCUGCAUCAGGCAAUGCUGAUCUAGUCUCAUACGGACAGCAGGAGCCGUCUGUGCUUUCAGUGCCUGAGCAAAUGCCUGAAGAUGCCAUAUUUGAGGUUACCAGUGAUGAUGCAAAGGACACUAAGGUCAAAGGUGUCGAGGUUAGCGACGCUCUCUUGGAUACCAGUCAGGCUUACAGCAGCAGCUGCAAAGGCAGCACACCAGAUGUUUAGGUCAUCACUGCAACAGGUUUAUUGGCAGAUGGUUGUAUUCCUCCAUUUAGAUCUCAGCUUGUUGAUUUGAUUUGAUGUGACAGGGAGUCUGGAUUCACUGCAGGAUGUGAUCUUAAGUUGUGACUGUUACCAGACUUUAUUCUCCUUUUGCAUGAUUCUUUGUUGUAUAAACGUGUGUUGCUCAGUUCUAAUUUAAGUCGUGUUAAAUGUACAUUAUAUGCAUUUUCAUAGUAGUGUUUUUCUUUAUUGUUAGUGACUCUGGACGAUACAUUAAUUUGAGGAACACAGUCAUAUUUGAUUUAAGUAUUGGAAUUGCUUGUACCAUGGUACACUUGAAGAACAUUUUAAAGAACAGUUUUACCUCUCCUUUUUUUAAUACAGUAUUAUCUCAGAUGUUUUUACCAACUUGUGAUGUUUUUACAAAAUUUGUAAUGUUUUUUUUUCAUUUAAAGUGAUUUAAACAGAUGUGCAGCAGUCGGCCUACCUAAAGUCAGCCUCUCCCCAAUUUAAGAGUUUGUUUUUAAUAGCAUUCGUGGUAGUGUUUGUCAUAGCAAAGAUGUAAACUGCUGUAAUGGGGGAGAAAAUAUAAAAGAAUUGUAUGAAAAUAUAAUAAUUUAAUCUACUAGCGAUUGAUUACUUUGUGGUGAUUGCAUUUCCCCACCUUUUUAUUUUUUUACUGCAUAACCUCAAAAGUUGCAGUGUUUUUAAAACG
This is a messenger RNA of Morone saxatilis (striped sea-bass), 2506 nucleotides long. RefSeq names its product heat shock transcription factor family member 5 (gene hsf5). Gene Ontology annotation, molecular function: DNA-binding transcription factor activity; sequence-specific DNA binding. Gene Ontology annotation, biological process: regulation of DNA-templated transcription. The transcript is spliced from 7 exons. The record is from RefSeq and is a predicted model, not a curated record. NCBI's taxonomy places the organism in Eukaryota, Metazoa, Chordata, Actinopteri, Moronidae. The coding region runs from base 526 to 1794 and encodes 422 amino acids.